GUCAGUGCUGCAGCCCGUCAACGUGUACUGGCUGUUGCAGGUGCCCUAGUUAAACGGGCUAGCCUAGCACAAGCUGAGACUACCGCAGCUCACUGGCGGCAGCUACAAUUGGAAUCUGUGGCUGACCAAGAUCAGAUGGGGAUCCAUCAUGCUAUGAGCAGGCUACUGGAUCGAGAUAAUUCUACUUGGACUGGCAGCACUAAUACUUACCGACGACCAGUCCCACCAGUACUGUCGAGUCCGCCUGAAGAUGCAGGCCCACCUUGUGACUUAGUUCUGCGUCUGCUUAGUCGCAUAGAGGCCCUUGUCCUGGAGCGCCCACUUCACCCGUCUGGUACAGAGUCGACCUCUGCGACUACAGCUUACAGUAACAUGGAAGCUCGUCGCCUACUUGGCUUCUGUCUCUUGAUGGCUCUAUUGGAUGAACUCGGCGACACUGCGGACAGCAUUGAAAUAAAGGCUCCUCUAGAGGCGCAUGUCUUCAUGAGGGCACGCUUUCAGGUAUAUUUUUUGCUUUUUUCUAUUUUCUUAUCAUUGCUGUUGUUGCUCAGAGGCUUCAUAUUUUUUUAUAUUGAGUUACACUGUGAUAACCACUCUACUAUAUUUACUUAA
Molecule: messenger RNA, 612 nt
Organism: Protopolystoma xenopodis
Lineage: Eukaryota; Metazoa; Platyhelminthes; Monogenea; Polystomatidea; Polystomatidae
Source: the annotation of a GenBank genome assembly